GCGCGAGCCAGCGACCGAUGGCGACGACCGCCAAGAUGUGCCUGCGAAGUUACGUGGUGCCGCCGUGCCGUCCUUGAUCCGCGUCGUGCGUCCCCCCCGCGCGCGUGGGCCCUGUCGCUUUUCCGCGCCUUUUUCCGUCCCUACGAGACGCGGCGACGACGACGACGACGACGACGACGACGACGACGAGGUCGUCAACGUCAACAACGACACGUUCCGCCGCCGUCGUCGAGUGCGUGCCGCGAAUCGUCGCGCGUGAAUGCGUGUGCCCGUCGGUGUGUGCCUGGCGGUGUGGUGGUGCGGUGUGCUCCGUGUCGAAGAAGUGCCGACCAGAUCACGGUGGAUCAUCCGUCUGUACCGAGCGAGGGGGAAGAGAGAUAUGCGUAUAUAGUUCACGGCGAAUCGCGGCGAGCACGGGAGUUGACACCUCCUCCUCCGCGUGAGAGAGUAUGGGUCCGCGGCUACACCGCCGCCGCCGCCGUCAGUCGUCCCCGAGUCGCCAAGGAGCCGCGCUGUCGUCCCGGCGCCGUCAGUAAACACCGACGGAUAUACAGAGUUGGGUCUAACCAUGUCCACUAAGAGGCAUCGCGGGCAAAAAUUAAGCAUAGAUAAUACAAUAGCACAUGAGGGCCGUAAUAGAUAGAAUGAGUUUAUCUCGGCAAAGUUGCUUCAAUGAAAACUCUCCUAGGCCGCCAGUGCCAGCAAGAUCCUGCCAUGUUUCAGGAGAGGAAACUGGAAGCUAUGUUAGCCGGAUCCGUCCACAAAGUCCCGCUCUGACACCAAGACGCUCUUCUUUCGCGACGCCGCAAGCCUCCGGCGGUGGUUGCGAUGUUUCUGCGCCGUUGGGAUUCGAGCCGGAGGGUUGUUGCGGAACCACUACCAUGGAGAGCAAUUCGCCCCCUGCUUACGCACGGUGGGCGAGAAAUCUGCACUCCCUGUUAGAGGAUCCGGUUGGUUUAGAGCUGUUCAAGAGGUACCUAAGUCAGGAGGGGCAUUUGGAUCCGCUCCACUUCUGGUUCGCCUGUGAGGGCCUCAAAGAGCAGAAGGACAGGGAGAAGAUGUCGCAAUUGGUGAAGCUCAUCUACCGGAGGUUUUUUCUCAAGUCGCAGCUAAGCAUACCGGAGGAUGUGAUGAAGGAGGCAGAUCGGCGGGUCAAGGAGGGCCGCACCGAUCACAAGGUGUUCGACAUCGUGCAGCUGGAGGUCGAGCGGCUGAUCAACGAGACAACGUAUCCCAACUUCCUUCAGUCUGACGUGUACGUGCAGUACGUUCAGUCCUGCCAGAAUCCCGAUUCCGGCGGUUGUCCGAGCUCGAGUUCAGGUAGUCGCGAGAUGUCCAUCUCUUGCGGACCGAGUCUGCUGCCCACCGUGCACGAGGACAGCGAGUACGUCGGCACCGGUUGUAUACACAUGCACAAUUCGCACUCGACCGGCGGAACGCCCGGGGAACUGAGAUUGACCAAAGAUAUGCUAAUGGCCACCCAGCAGAGUAGAGCGAUGGAUCUACGACCGAGGCCGGAAGCGUUCGCCGGCAUUUACUUGCAACAUGGGGCUAGUCCGUAUCACAUGCACGUAUCCAGAUUGCACGCACAAUAUUCCUCCUACAACCCAGUAUCCAGACAGGAUUCCGAGCUUCAGAGUUUGAGCAGUGAUGCACGUACCGAAGUGGACAGUGUGUCCCUCACCGACGGAUCCGUCGAUGGGACGAGCAGCAGACAGAGGUGCAAGAAGCAAUACACCAAGCAAUCUAGCAGGGCAAUUAAAGAGUCCGCCAAUAUAAAUCGCGAAUCCAUGGCGCAUCAUGUCGUCCCACGGACCCAGCGUAUAACGUUACCGAAACAGUGGUCAACGGAACAAUUCGCGGAAAUACUCACGCAGAAAUUGAAGAUAGUGGCGCGAGAGCAGGAGGCCCACGAGAAACUGGAGAAAUGUCUGCAUCCGGAAAACGACGCGAAAUCGAUCGGCAGCGAUACGAUAGAGACGUACGGAGCACCCAAGACUCUGGGCGACGCGCUGAAGGAAAAAUUGUCUAUGGAGGAGGACAGCGAUCAGGCGAUUCUCGACGAGCACGUGUCACGCGUUUGGUCAGAUCAGACACCCUCGAGGUCUCCCAACCGACUCUCGCCCGAAAGAAGGCGUCCCGCGCACAAUUAUCCACGGCCUUACAAACAGAGGAAAGAGAAAGACAUGGAUUCCACGUUCUCGGUGGACAGCGGUAAUAUCCACGACUUCCAAGAGGGUAGCGACCUUGUUGGAGCCGGCUCCAUGAGCUCACUAGGCUCACACUUGCCCAAAUCUAAGUCUGUGCCAUCGGAUUACGGUGAUUUUCUCCACAAGGAUUUGCAUGUCCAAGGCCACGAUCAAAGAUUCCGAAGGUCGGACAUGGCGAGACGAUCAGCCACGAAAAAAUCGAUGACGGAGUUAACAGAUAGUGGGGUAAGUGUAGUCAGCGACGUGCAGCCUUCCGUAAACAAGGAUGUUCGUACGAUUCGGUUCAAAGAAGUGGACAAGAAGAUUGACUUGAAGCACAGUAGUCGUCAUAAGAGAUAUGGCUCGCGUAGCGAGUCCUUGGAAAGGUCGAACAGAGAAACGUGGAGCAUGGGGGUGCCCGCUCAACCGUUCGUUGCUGAUCCGGGAAUGCCACCUCUCACACCACCUCACACGGUUAUACAAUUAGAGGAGACUUGUAGAAGACUACUGGAAGAGAACAAGAUGCGCGCUAGUUGCAAGCAACGACACCUCAGCGUUUCGAAGCAGCCGUACGAGUUGGCGUCGCAAAGUCAGCCGUGCGUUCAAUCCAAUCAGUCCACUUUGAGGAAACCGAAGCAGGACGAUUUCACCACUGUUGUGUUCAGUUUCUGUGACGAGCAGUUCCCUUACAGGACAAAAAUUCCUGGUCACAACGUCACGUUGAAGCAGUUCAAGGAGUACCUUCCGAAGAAAGGGAGCUAUCGAUACUUUUUCAAAACGGAGUGCGAAGACUUAGACACGAAAGUCAUACAAGAGGAGAUAACGGACGACGCCGAGAUUCUGCCACUGUGGGAGGGUAAAGUGAUGGCGCAGGUUAAAGCGCUCGAGUAAUAGACUGAAUAAAAGAAAAACGAAGCCGAGCGCGAAAUGCGCGUAUUCUGACCAAGUGCCGCAAUAAAUAUUAUUUAAGAGAUCCGCCAUUAAGCCGGCAAGCCGACACGCGCUCGGUGUUUAUAAAUAUAUACAUAUUAACGCUUGUCACGCGGCCUCUUUCUCAUAAUUGCCUAAGAAAGUAGUUUUAAUUGAUGAAAAAGAUAAAAUAUCGAGUCGAGCAAUAUUGUUUCGCGCGUGUGAACGUUGCGGAAAAAUAAGAAAUGAACGGCCUCACACACACAUACACACACACACACACACACAUCAAAUUCUGUCGGUCAAAUAUCGAAGAAGCCCCGUAGGCUUUGUAUACAUUGUAAGUGCAGUAGCUAUUUUCGUUGGGUUUCCGCUCAAAUAUUUUUUAAUCAGAUUUAAUUGGAAGUGUCAUUUCAUCGGUUAUGUUAAAGUCUCGAACGCUACUUUCUCCAGUGAUUUUUUAAGAGUAUUUUAUCGUAUAGGAAUCGCACUGUUUCCUAUCCUCACUGAUAAGGUAAACACCAUAAAAAUAAUAUAGAUAAACCGAGACAAUAUGAUAUAGACAUGCAAUGUAAAUUUGAUGGUUGGCACGUGCGAGAGAGAAAGAGAGAGAAAACUAAGAAAAUCUCUGUUAAAAAGAGAGAAGAGAAUUCGGUUAUUGUAAUCUCAUACGCCGGCCAUGUGUCGUGCGACAUGUCUAUCUGUAUAUACUAUUUCAAUAGUAUAAAUUAAAAAACUAUUUGAGCGGAAAUCAAAUCAGAGCAAGACCCACAGCCGUGCUCAUCUUAUUUUUCUCAAUACGAUUUUGAUUUUUCAUCAUAUUUUACUCUUCAUCAUUUAUAUUAUAUACUUUUACAUUUAUCUUCAGGGCAGAGAGAGAAAAGGGAAAAACGGCGUUUUUUUUAUUUGAGAUUAUUUUGUCAACGAAUUUACACGGCGGACAGCUCGCGCGACAGCGCUAUUGUACAUAAUUAGUACGUUACGAUUUUUGACGACUGCUAUGCGUUUUGUCGGUACGGUUUUUGCCAGAUGGAAUUGUUAUAAUUUCGCCUGGUGUCAUUUUCACGGGACAGUUCGGGCGAGAACGGCAACACAACAUCGGAAAUAUCGAAAACAUUGUGACCGACUAAACAAUUUCUUCCUCUCGAAGACUUCCCAUAGUUCUCCACACGACUGUACAAAGGUCCGCGUAGUUUGAUCGCCUUAGUAAAGGUCUGCGUAGGCACUAGACUUACAUAGAAGACGAUAAUUAUUACAAACUAGCAUCUAAGGAAAUAUAUUACGUAUAUUUCAUGUAAAUGCGAGAGAGUCGCAUUUUGUCUCGUACACGAUAUAUGUAAUAUAUUUUACAUAUGCGCGAUACAACAUGAAAUUGUGAAAAGAAAUUGUGAAUCAUGUUUUUUUUUCCUCCGUUGUGCCACUACCGUCACCGUUGCAUCAACGUCAUCCAUUCAAUAUUGUGAAAUAAGCUCACCAAGCGUAGCCUCAUCAUGGUGUAAAGAAUUUCUUUCGGUGUUUCUUUCCACCAUGCGUAGCCUAAUACACGGGGCGAUGUAUUUAUAGUAUAUUUGUGUGUCAACACGCAGUGUGCGUUGACAUCGGGACGGCAAAACACUGGUGGAGAAAGGAAAAAUCAUUAGCGUUUAGAUUGUAAUAACGUUUGUAUCAGGUGCGAAAAUAUGUGCCUUUUUAGUGCAGUAAGGUCGAAAUAAGUCUAAGAGAGAAGGUUUAAGAGAUAUUUAUAAAUUACAGUACAGGGGCCCACUCCUCAUAGGAAAAACAUUGUGUCGAUUACACAGGCCUGCGAAAUUAAGGGUCCUAAAAGAAACGAGUAGCAGAAUAUUGAUUUUCUACAUAAUCUUGGUCGCUGAAUCCGAAUCCACCAGCGAAAAAUGUCACAUUAGGUUUUUGAGAUAUAUGUGGUAAUAUAAGCCAAAAACAGUUUUUGCCACUUUCAAGGCAAGGUUACUGUGGUUGAACAAAUUAUGUUUUUAAUGUACACUUUAUAAUUCAUCGAAUUUCCGAUUUUUUUACUACUUUUAUUCACAGUACAUAAUCUCAUCGUCGAAAAAUUUCUGUCUUGAAAUCUUCAUAACUCUGCGCAAUAAAAAUUGUACAGGAAUAAACAAAAUCGUUAUUUAAAGGUAAAAGAUAUUUAUGAUGUCGCUAAGAGGAUAUUCUUUCAGCGGCGCUGGUGGAUUUUAACAACAAAAAUGACAUAGGAAGUCACUAUUUUGCCACUUGUUUCUUUUAGGAUCUCUAAUUUCGCAGGUCUACGUUAUUAAAUCCCGUUAAAAUUAUAUCCACGUCGAUUUAUUGGCGAAAAUAUCAAGUUUUGCUUCCUUUUUUUUUACUCAUCCUCGUCUAUCGAAAUCGUUCUAUCAAAAUUUGUUCUUUACUUGUCAUCUCUAUUUAUUUCAGGUAUAAAAACUUGAAUUGUUAAAAUUUUAAUUUUUACAUGCGUUAAAUUGUGUGAGGGGACUUAACGUCUCGCGUUAAAAUGUUCGAUCGUAUAUAUUCCAGGAGUUACAAAAUGACAAUGAAGAAAAUCACGUUUUUUUUAAAUUGAUGUAUAGCGUUUGAUCUCGAAUCGCUCUUAAAGUUUGCUGAACCGCGGAAGUCUGGCAAAUUUUUAAAACGGACUUCUAUCAAAAAUAAUUUGGGGAUCCCUGGAAUAUUCUAAUAAAGAUCACAAUAGUAUAAAAAUGUACCUAAUCUAUUGUUUCGUCUCUUUGUAAUUUGUAAGAGAAAGAAACUGUAUAAAAACGAGAGAUCUUUUAUUGAAGAAAAAAAAAGGAAUAAAACUCGAGACUGGAGGGAUUAAAUUAUAACACAAUUGUUACAUUGUACAAUGUAAACUUGAGAAAAAAUGUCGGAUGGCCCAUGAUCGAUGGUUUGAUUUUAUAAUUUGCCGGAAACUCGCUUCCUACGCGUGAUCCCCGUGGGAAAAUCGAUAUAUAUAUAUUUAAAAAAAAAAAAUAGGAACGACAUGUGGACAGUUUAUUUGAAAAUUCGAUCGUGUCUCCGCAAAUCGAUAUAUUGAAGGCGACGUGUACGAUCGAUGACAAUUUUUAAUUGUACGUAAAUGAUCAUUAUCGAUUAAUAUCACGAAUGUUAAAGUGUUCCUGUACCUAAUUAAUUAAUAACGAUUAUUAUUGUAUAUCAAAAAUAUUGAGAAUAAUAACGCGAUUUUCACUGGAUCGAAUAAA
Molecule: messenger RNA, 6307 nt
Organism: Wasmannia auropunctata (little fire ant)
Lineage: Eukaryota; Metazoa; Arthropoda; Insecta; Hymenoptera; Formicidae
Gene: Axn
Product: axin
Exons: 9
Coding region: 624-3080 (818 amino acids)
Biological process (GO): negative regulation of canonical Wnt signaling pathway
Source: RefSeq, a predicted model, not a curated record